AUGUCGAGCUCUCUUCGACGGCCAGCGGCUGCCAGACCCAUCUCCAAACCAUCCGCCAAGGGCCUCAACAGCCAUAACCGAUGGUCCUCUCUAGCCAAUCUGCCAGAGGAAGAAGAUGAAUUGGAUCGGCUCAGUAACUUGCCUGAGGGUGUGUUGCUCGAUAUUUUAGGGCGACUUGACAUCGCAGAUGCUGCUAGAACUAGAAUCCUCGCCAGACGGUGGAAGGAGAUUCCUACAAUGCUCUCCAAUUUUUUUAUAACAGUUGGUUCCUAUGACGAUGAGCACAAUAGAGCGUUGACCCGUGAUGAUGUAGCUCGGGCCAAUGCCACCGUCCUUGGAGCAACCAGGAGCUUGCUGGAAAGCAGGACUAGUACAAGCAUAUGCACCUCCAUUAAGCUCCUGCGCGUGCAAUUCUUCUUGGGAGAUGGAGAUGUUACUAGUAUCGGCCAGUCUCUUGCCAACACCAUGGCAAUGAACAAGGUUGGGUCAGCGGAAUUAACUCUCUUUACAAUGAAGGAAAGCACACGAUGCAGAAAGGACGAUGUUCUCACUUAUGGGAUGCAGUUUAAGUCAUUUUUUGACGCCUGUCCAAAGGCAUUCAGUGGUCUGGCAAGACUCAAGCUAGAAAAUUUGAGGCUAGCUGAAUCAUCAGGCUUCCCUGAAAUUCUCAGUGUAUGCAAGCAACUGGAGUUCCUCCGCCUGUAUAACUGCGACAUGGGGUACCUUUCUUUGCUAGAAGUGUCACACCCACUACUCUGUGAACUCGAGAUUGUCAAGUGUGAUUUUGAGAGGGUUGAUCUCAUGUGGCUACCAAAGCUCAAAAUGCUGACUUAUUCUUGGUGGGUCUGUGAACACGAUCCUUUGUCUUUUGAUUACGUCCCACUGCUCCAGACUCUGAGCCUCACCAGUAUGGCUCUUGCACGGCACAAGGUGCUCAAGUUAAGUGACUUCCUUGGCAAAGCCACCAUAAGCGACCUGCAUCUAAAUUUUCUGUGUGAAAAGAUCUGGGUUAAACCAGAAGAACCAGAUCAAUUGUUGCAGGUGUUCCACAAAUUAAGGCAUGUGACUUUGACCCACAUCUCUGAAGAAUGCGAUCUGAAUUGGACAAUGUUCAUUCUCCAAGGUGCACCGUACCUUGAGGAGCUAUGCAUCAAGGUGUGGGAUCAUCCAUGUGAUAUUAUAGAGGAUGAGAGGCUUAGGAAGAUGUAUGGGUUUAGCGAGGACAAGAAGGACGCAUGUGCAGUGUGGGAAGCGCCUGCAGAUUUCAAGCACCACAAUUUGUCUGUGCUCAGGGUCUUUGGGUUUCAGUGCGAGGAGAGGUUUGUGAAUUUCGUCAAAAGUGUCAUGGAAGCAUCGGUCGCUCUGCAGGACAUAUACUUGUGUGAGACGCCGGUGUGUGCGGACUGUGAGCACAUGAGGCAGAAUGACAGAUACCCGCGGACAAGCAAGCUUAGGACCAUGCUUAGGAACAUAUUUGACAGGGGGAUGUGCUCGCCUCUGAGGAUUCAUUUCCCACUUUCAAGAACAAACUGA
Molecule: messenger RNA, 1533 nt
Organism: Triticum turgidum subsp. durum (durum wheat)
Lineage: Eukaryota; Viridiplantae; Streptophyta; Magnoliopsida; Poales; Poaceae
Source: the annotation of a GenBank genome assembly